This is a messenger RNA of Lucilia sericata (common green bottle fly), 2935 nucleotides long. RefSeq lists its product as uncharacterized. Lineage: Eukaryota; Metazoa; Arthropoda; Insecta; Diptera; Calliphoridae. The transcript has 7 exons. The coding region runs from base 684 to 2003 and encodes 439 amino acids. The record is from RefSeq and is a predicted model, not a curated record.
ACAAAACAACAGCAACAACAAAAAAUAAACAAAUUUAAAAACUUUGGCAAGGAUUCCUUUUUUUUCUCGUUAGGAAAUGCGCACAGCUGAGAGCUUUUGUUGUUUUGUUUGGGGACAACAACAUCGAUUUUGUAUUGAAAUGUGAAAAAGUAUAAUAAAUACAAGCAACCCUGUAAUAAUGAGCACAGUCUAGAGUUUUACUUGUUAUUGGAGAUUAUGAAUCAUAGACAACAAAAAUUUUAACAAAAAAAAAGAAAAGAAAUAAAUUUUUAUUAUGACUAAAAACUUUAUAUAAAAAAAGAAAAAAAUUGUUUAACUAAAAGAAAAUUAUUAUUAUCAAUUACUAAAAAUAUAUUUUAUAUUAUAAGACGUAAACAAAAAAUUUUAUAAAACUACAAAGUGUUUCAAUUAAAUUUUAACUAAAAUUUAACAAAUUUUCAUUAAAAAACAAACAAACAGUUCAUAUCUAUACAUAAGAAAAAAUAUUUUUUUAAAACUUUAAGAUCUCUAAAUUAUGUCUAAAUAACUGAAUUUUGUCGUGAAAGCAAAAGAAAAAACAAACUUUUUUAAACAAAUAAAUCUAAGACUUUAAUGUACAAAAGAAAGACCUAAACCCCGAAGACAAAAUAUUUAGAAGCAAAAACAAAACAAGAAAGAAGAAGAAUAAUAAUUGCGGUUUGAAAAUGGCACCAUUUAAAUUAAAAUUUCGCAUGGGUAGUUCCCGUAGCACAUCACAAGAACAUGAACCGGAUCCUCAGGUAAAUGAGGCCUUAUUAAAUCAUCAAACUUUUGGUGGCAUUGGAGCAAGUUCAUCAACCAUAGAUUCGGUGGAUUGCAAUAGUUUGGUCUCACUCAAUACCAGUGAACGCAAACUAUUGUUGCCCAACAAAAGCAACAAUCUUAAAAUGGGGUUCAUAAAUCAAAAUCAAGCCAAACAAGGAGAAAAUAUACCCAGUACACCACCUCCAACAUAUGAAUGUGUUUUGGAAGAGCAACGACAAUUAGCCAACGCCACAGCUUCAAGAAAUGAUAAUGAUGAUAUUAACGAUCAAUUAAACUCUUGUUUAGAGCAAUUAAGUCUCAACGAAUUACCCUGUACGGAUCCAAAUUGUCGCGAAAACUAUAAUACGAAUAAUAAUAACAACAACAACGAAACACCUAACACGAAUCAAUUACAACAGCAACAACAACUUCAAAACGAACAACAACAGCAACUACACGAAGAUCUUAUCACUGAUCCGAACGAUACAACAUUAGAGAACGUUGAAAAUCCGGUUAACGAAGACGAUCGCAAAGAAUCAAUAGAUUCUCAGGAAUUUUUACUCGGUGAAAAUAUGACAGAUUCAUCAUCAGAUCAGGAGCGAGAACAACUUGAGAAUAGUUGUUCGGGCAAUUGUCAACAGUACAGUUCGGAUGGUCAACAAUACAAUACAGAUUGUCAACAGUAUAAUAAUGAUGGUACGGCUUCGUGUUCGGGCGGUCAGGGUGAGAGAAAUCAAAGCGGUGAUUUCUAUGAUCCUUUAAUGAAUCACAGUAUCUAUUGUAAUGAUGCAUCCCAUUACGAUGAGGAUUAUCAAAAUCAAAUGUGUGAUCAUGACGGCAACUCUGGCGAAUGUACCAACGAAUGCGGUAAUGAAUGCUCCAACGAAAACCACUGGGAUGAUAAUCAACAGUCAAGUUCACAGCACAAUUUGCAAUACGAAAAUUGUGGUGAACAGCAGCAACAUCAACAAUAUUAUCAACAGCAUCAGCAGCAGGAACUCUCACAGACACCGGAAAUAAUAAGUAAUAAAUCGUCAAAAGAAAUCUACAAGGACUUGGCCAAGGAGUGGGGAAUAACGUGUAAAAUGUCAGACGGAUGUCGUUGCAUGGAAUGUCAAAGUCAUUAUUUCGAUUGUGAAUAUGAUGAUAAUGAACAUCAGAAAACCGAUGGUGGUUUGGGGGCAGGAACACCGAUGUUUUUAACAGAAGUCAUGCAUGGUUCCGCCUGCAAUAUAUUGUAAAACAAAUGCAAACACCCACCCACACAGAAUAUUUAUUCUCACGUAAAUUUUUUGGAAGAAAUUUUUAUCUUCAAACACUGGCUAAAAUUACAAAAUGAUAGAAUCAUAUUUUUUAGCUUAAAAACUUAAUUAAAAACAAAAACAAUUAUAUAUAUUUAAAAAUAUAUUUAGAUAUGCACAAACUGGCAUAGAAUCAAGUAUUACAACAAAAAAAAUAGUUUCAAAUUUACAAAAAAGCAAAAAAGUUUAAAUUAACAAAAAAAAAUAAAAAAAUAAAACGUUUUCAAAAUCCCAAUUUUUCGUGAUUUUAAAAAGAUAACAUUUUUAAAUAAAAAAAUUGGCUCUAGAUUUUUUUGUGCCAAAAAAUAUAAAAAUACGAUAAAAACUACUUUUUUAAAAAAAAUAUUAAAUACAACUUUCUCAGUUCAAUUUUAGUUUUUUAACUCAUGAUGAAUUAGUCUGAAAACAAAAAUAUAUUUGAUCCAGGUAUAACACAGUUUCAAAUAUCAAUUCUAGUAAGAAAAUAGAAAAAAAAUAUAUAGCACUAGUACUCGUACUGAAAUUUAAAUAUACCCUCGUAUUUGGAACCUUAAGACAAUGUUUAAAAUUAAACUAAAUAAAUUUUAAAUUUUCAUAUAACAAUUUUUCAAUAUUUUAAUUAAACAUUGUCUUUAGGUUUAGAUAAUGCUGAUUAUUAACAUUUUAAUAACUUUAAAACAAAUUUAGAAAUCCUUAAUUUAAUAAUAAACAUCCCAGCUGAUGAAGAGAACUGAUACUUUUAAUAGUUAAAAAACACUUUUUAAACUUUUGUUGAUUAAUUCAUACAUUAUUGUAAUUAAUUUUUUAAUUAAAUUCGUUUUUUUUUUUGUUACAUUUUAUUUGCUAUAAACAUAUAACUAAAUGUCAGAGUAGUUUUUAAAAACAAUUUUCAA